AUGGAUUCCAACGUAUCUAACUUCUCCUACCUUGAUGCAGAUGAGCUCUACUCAUCUUUGGAAGCUAUGGGCCCAGGUGUACAGCUCUUUCUUGUUAUUCUUUACAGCUGUACAGCUCUAGCCUCCUUGGGUGGUAACGCUGCAGCCAUAGCUGUACUUCUAUUAGGAAAGCGACGCUCUAUCAGACUAUUUCUAGUUAACUUGGCUCUGUCAGACGUCACUAUGGCCGUAUUUUCCAUACCAUUUACAUACACGGACUUUGUUCUUGGUCGUUGGAUAUUUCUACCUGAGUUUUGCCCGGUUGUACAAUUUGUACAACACGCGUCCGUUUCUGUAUCUGUUUACACAUUGACAGUUGUUGGCCUAGAUAGAUAUUACGCAAUAAUAUACCCCCUAAAUGGAAGGUGGACAAAGAUGAAAGGACGAUUGAUCGUUCUUAUGAUUUGGAUUUGCUCAUUCACACUCUCAAGUUUUCAGUUAAUUCACGGAAAAGCAGAGAAGUUUCUAGUCGGAGGACAAGAAGUUUAUGAUUGCAAUGAAGUUUGGGAUGAACUUGAAGGAAAGGUUUACACAUCAGUGGUUUUUAUUCUAACGUUUAUGGUGCCGAUGAUAAUUUUGAGCUACACAUAUGGUAGCAUUGGCUGCAAAAUGUGGAGUCAUAAAGCACCGGGUAACGCUGACGUAUCCAGAGACAGGCAACAGUUAGCUUCAAAGAUGAAAGUUGUGAAAAUGAUGGCCAUUGUAGUCAUUUUGUUUGCUCUGUGUUGGCUACCAAUCCAGAUUUUCGGACUUCUCAUAUAUUUCACGCCAAAACUAGUUAUGCCUGAACGUGACGAGGAUUUUCUUGGAUUUGCUGUUGCAUUCCUUUGCUGCCAUUGGCUAUCCAUGGCAAAUAGUUUCGUCAAUCCUCUAGUUUAUUGCUUCAUGAGCGAUAAUUUUAGGGUGAGGGCAGCUUGUUACUUUUUUUCAUUUUUAGGACUAUAUAUUAUCAAAAUUGCUAAAACGUUAUACAGUUUAAAUGAUCCGUAA
Molecule: messenger RNA, 1029 nt
Organism: Parasteatoda tepidariorum (common house spider)
Lineage: Eukaryota; Metazoa; Arthropoda; Arachnida; Araneae; Theridiidae
Product: substance-P receptor-like
Biological process (GO): G protein-coupled receptor signaling pathway
Cellular component (GO): plasma membrane
Molecular function (GO): neuropeptide Y receptor activity
Source: RefSeq, a predicted model, not a curated record